Messenger RNA from Sesamum indicum (sesame), 1356 nucleotides. Lineage: Eukaryota; Viridiplantae; Streptophyta; Magnoliopsida; Lamiales; Pedaliaceae. The record is from RefSeq and is a predicted model, not a curated record.
CUCUCUCUCUCUCUCUCUCUCUCUCUCUCUCUCUCUCUCUCUCUCCUUCUCUCUCUCCUGUUUCUCUCACACACCACACCUAGCUGAUCUUGUUUUUCAACCACUACACUACUCUACCCAGCGUGCUGGUACAAGGGAAAUAAAUCCAAUCCUUCACUGAUGGGUCUCACGUAAAUCAAUUCGACCGACCGCACUGGUUAUCUGUGAUACCCUGCGUCUAGGUAUUUGUUGGUGUCGGAAAACUCCAAAUUCAAAUAGAGGAAAGAACGAGAAAUGGUGGGACCGGAGCGGCCAUUGUUCGUGUUGUUUGGAUCAUCAAUAGUGCAGCUGAGCUUCAGCAAUGGCGGAUGGGGUGCUAUCCUCUCCGAUGUCUAUGCCCGUAAAGCUGAUAUAAUUACACGAGGUUAUUAUGGCUGGAACUCAAGGCGAGCUGUCCAAAUUCUUGAUCAAGUUUUUCCAAAGGACACUGCUAUUCAGCCUUCUUUGGUGAUUGUGUAUUUUGGUGGCAAUGAUUCCAUGGGAGCUCACUCAUCUGGACUAGGUCCUCAUGUACCUCUUCCGGAAUAUAUUGAAAACAUGAAAAAAAUCGCAAUCCAUCUUAAGAAUCUAUCGGACAACAUUCGCAUAAUAUUUCUCAGUUGCCCUCCUGUUAACGAGGCUAAACUUCGUGAAAACACUAGUUCGUAUUUCAGUGAGCUAGUCCGCACAAAUGAGUUGUGCCGGAUAUAUUCAGAAGCUUGUAUAGAAUUGUGCCGAGAAAUGGAUCUGAAGGUAAUCGAUCUUUGGACUGCAAUCCAGAAACGAGAAGAUUGGUCGAAUGCUUGCUUUACCGAUGGGGUUCACUUGUCAGCUGAGGGCAGUAAGGUAGUUGUGGAGGAAAUACUGAAGGUGCUCAAGCAAGCAGAGUGGGAACCUAGUCUACACUGGAAAUCCAUGCCAACUGAAUUCUCCGAGGACUCCCCUUAUGAUCUCGUCGCUGCUGAUGGGAAAACAACCAUAAAUCCCUCGGAAUGGACGUUCCACAGAGAAAUAAAAUGGGACUAGGUGAGCAAUUCUGCUCUCUCAACUGCUACCAUUUCAUAUUAGAAACUUUGUUCCAGAGUCAGUAAACGCAUCAAGCAAGAACAUGCGAGUGUAGGUAUAGAACUGGAUAUAUCGAUCGGCUCAUUUGCUUGGCUUUUAAAUUUGAACGUAAGAUUGAUGUACGAACAACAAUAUAUCGUAACGAUGGCUCUGAUGAAAGCAAUUUAUGAUAACUCAAGAUCAAACUUGCAUAAGACGUUAUCUGUGGAAUCGUUCACCAAGUGACAAGUGUGAUAGACUAAUCUGUAAUAAUGUAUGAGAUAAAUUGUGAUA